Messenger RNA from Emys orbicularis (European pond turtle), 945 nucleotides. RefSeq names its product sulfotransferase 6B1-like. Gene Ontology annotation, cellular component: cytoplasm. Lineage: Eukaryota; Metazoa; Chordata; Testudines; Emydidae. Gene Ontology annotation, biological process: sulfation. Gene Ontology annotation, molecular function: sulfotransferase activity. Bases 1 to 945 code for a protein of 314 amino acids. The record is from RefSeq and is a predicted model, not a curated record. The transcript is spliced from 7 exons.
AUGACUACUGCCAGGAAGAAAUUCAUUGAGAGGUUGGAUCAGGCCAUGGCUACUGCUGAAAAGAUGGCCCCAGAGGACCUGCUGUGCUCCUAUAAGGGGGUUUUGUACCCUGUUACCCAUUGCAGUGCAGAAACUUUCAAAGCUCUCGAGUCCUUUGAAGCCAGGAGUGAUGAUGUGUUAUUAGUGGGAUACCCUAAAACAGGUACUAAUUGGAUUGUCCACAUCUUGAGAGACUUGGUUACAACAAGUGCAAAGAAAAAUGAAGAAGAAAUGAAGAGAAUGAAACAGGAUGAAGAAAUAGUUGAAUAUACAUAUCUUGAAUUUGGAGAUCCAGGGAAGUUUCAGCGGAUAAAGAAAUUAUCUUCUAGAAGAGUUUUCGCAACACACGUUUUUCCUCAUAUGCUACCCACAUCUAUUUUCAAGAAUAAUGUCAAGAUAUUGAUGGUGAUUCGAAAUCCAAAGGAUAUAGCUGUAUCUUAUUUCCACUUUAGCAACAGCAUACCUUCACUUCCCUCCUUCAAAACCUGGGAUGAGUUCUUCAAUGCUUUUCUAAAUGGAAAAGUGUCCUGGGGCUCCUAUUUUGACCAUAUCAUUGAAUGGAACAAGCACUUUGAUGAUGAAAAUAUUAUGUUUAUAACUUAUGAAGAACUGAAAGAGAACCCAAAUUUGGGAGUGAAAAAAAUAGCUGAGUUCUUUGGGUUCUCCGUGACUGAUGAAGAGAGUCAAGCUGUUGCAGACAGGAACAGCUUCCAGACUAUGAAAGAGAACUCCCACAAAACCCAUGGGGCACUUGGAAAUGUUCUCUUCCGCAAAGGCAGUGUUAAUGACUGGAAGAACCUUUUUACUGAAGCUCAGAACCAAGAAAUGGACAAAAAGUUUGAAGAGUCCUUAGCAGGAACUAAACUGGGAGCAAAGAUCAAGUAUGGGAUGUACUGCAAAGCAUGA